AUGGAUUUAGAGCAAAAUGGGAUUCAACGCCAUCACAAUCACAAUCAUAUGGUUGGCACGCCGGUUAACCGGCGGACGGGCAUUGCCAAGUGCAUCUGCAAUUGCCUGUCUCUGUCUCGGUUCCUACCUUUUGUGAUGAUCUGUGCCUUGUUCACUUGGGGCAUUUACGUCUACCUGUACUAUGUCAUCUUUCAAGGCUACGAGUCAAUUCUACUCAGAAUCAUUCUUAUUCUGUUCUUCCUACCUUUGUACAUUCUCUCUGCCUGGUCAUACGUCCGAACUGUUUUUACCGAAAAUCGGCCUAUAACAGAGGAGUACUCACUCUAUAACUUGCCUGUUUCUGUGGACUUUGAAAAUACUGCCGAUGAUGUGAUCAAUCAAGCCCUUGAAAGUGUGAUCACUAUUCGUAACUUGCCGAUUUAUACACGUUCAUUUGGCGGGUUUGUUCGUUACUGCCGCAAGUGCAUGAUCAUCAAACCCGACCGCUGUCAUCACUGUUCAACAUGCGGAGCUUGCAUUCGCCGGAUGGACCAUCACUGUCAUUGGGUCAGCAAUUGCGUGGCUUUUGAUAAUUACAAGUUCUUCCUGCAAUUUCUUGCUUACACUGUUGCCUUGGCUUUAUACACUUCAGGCUCUUCGCUUCCUCAGUUUAUCAAGUUCUGGAAGGAUGAAGAAUUUCCAGGCCGUUUUCAGGUUUUCUUCUUGGUCGUCUUCUGUUCUGUCUUUUCGCUUAGCAUACUCUUUCUGCUCAGCUACCACAUUUACCUUGUUCUAAAGAACAUGACCACCCUUGAGGCGUAUCAGCCUCCGCGUUUUAAGAAUAGUGAGCAGGAUCAGUACCGUUUUAGCCUUGGUGCCUCUCGAAAUCUCCGCUACGUCUUUGGUGAUAACUGGCUUUUAUGGUUUAUUCCCGUCAAAACAAGCUAUGGCGACGGACAGAGUUUUGAUCUUCGCUUGAACCCAGCUCAAUUCGACAAGUCAAACUCUUACAAUUACCCUCCGAGCAAUCAGAUCGGAGAGUCUUCUCCGAUGACGACAAGUCAGCAGCAAGUCUAA
Messenger RNA from Rhagoletis zephyria (snowberry fruit fly), 1056 nucleotides. The record is from RefSeq and is a predicted model, not a curated record. NCBI's taxonomy places the organism in Eukaryota, Metazoa, Arthropoda, Insecta, Diptera, Tephritidae.